AUGUCGCGCAAGCGCAAACAACCACUGAUUCAGUACGGAAAACGCAACAAACGAAACCUGCCCCUACCCAUCCCUUCUUCACCCUCUCCGCCUCCCACCUCCUCCGCCAUGAGCUGGCUUCCAUCGGCAGACGAAAUCGACAAAACCCAACGACCCAACCCCAACCCUCCACCUCACAAACCGAUCAGCCAGAAAGACGCUACAAUGGUCGCAGAACCCAGCGCUGACAACAUCGGCAUGAUGCUGGAGAUCUGCGCCGGCAUAAGCCAGCAAGAAGCAGUGAAGUACCUCAAAGCAAAACACAACAACCUCGAGGCCGCCAUCGACGCCGCGUUGAACAACGAGAACGUCGACGCGGCUCUGCAGGCAUCCACAUGGGACGACAAUCUCAUGAGCGCAGACCGGGAUGGUGGAUAUGAUCCUCAUCUACGGCCGCUUGGGGUGAGCUCGGCUGCGGCGACACGACCGAAUAGUCCUGCUGGGAGCCACAGGAGUAAUCUCCAUCCCACGAAUAGGCAGGAGGAGGAUGAGGACAUGCAGCGGGCUCUUGCGAUGAGUCAGGCAGAUGCGGGCGUGCCAAUCUACGGGCAGGAGACUGGGGUGGUGGGUCCUGGCGGCGGGCAGCCUGUUUCUGGGCCAGCGAAGAAGGAGGCCUACGACAAGGACCAGUGGGCUAUGGUGCCGACUGGUGCCAACAAGACCGGCUGGGGGCAAGCCACGGAGGUUGUGCCAGAUCAGGAGGCGCAGGACAGGGUGCUGCGCUCCGGAGAGCCGAGAGUGUUGAAGCAGUUGCCGGAUGGAGACUACAUGCCCAAUCUUCUGACGAUCUGCGCGGCCAUACCUGCUGCGAAAAAGGCGUUGUUGAUGCAGGAGUACGUGCAAGUAGAUUACGGGCAGGAUGCUGAGUGGUGGCGUGGGCAUCCAAUCGCGAAGCCGCGGAUUGUACAUGUUGGGGAUGGAAGUGCGGUGGAACCGGAGAGUGAUUGUCAGGAUGAACUGUUCGCGGAGGUGCAACGCCUGAUGGCAUUUCUCACAGCGAGCGACCGGAGUUACGCCAGCGCAGGCGCGCUCACACAGACGGAGUUCUUGAAACGCACAAGCCCGAUGGUAACGAGGUCAAGGACUCUGCUUGAGCUGUUCUUGCAGACGUGGAGUAUGGCAGCUUCGUCGAAUGUGGGUGUUGACGGGGACGUGUCGAGGAUAUUCACGACGACAGUUGGGACGUCAGCACCCGAAGGUAUGGACACGCCUGACAUGAGCUUGAUCGACCUGCAAGUCACUCUCGGCGAAGGUGAGAAGGCAGAUCUGUUCGAGCUACUGGACGGACUGCUGUGGGAGACCGAUGCAGACAGUACGGCCAUGUCGGACAACUUUAUCGAACGACCGGCGGAUGUGCUCGUCAUGCGUGCGCACCAGUCCAACCCAGCAGUUGCCAAACAGCUCCGCGUUGAAGUGCCCCCAGAGUUCUACGUCGACAAGUACCUAAAGGACAACAUUGCCGCAACACGAGCGACGAGGCGUGAGAUGGCGAACAGCAAGCGACGCAUUGCGAAGAUUGAGGAGAUCGAGAAGAAGCUGAGGACGUGGAAGCAUCCUACCAAGAACGAGAGUCUGGACGCUGGCCUGCUGCUGAAGCACACUCUCGGCCACUUCACUGGCCAGAAUUUACUCAACGCCUCCAAGAAUGACCGUAAUCACAGCACCGACGAACUAGCCGAGCAGCCACCUGCCUACCAGGACAUUUCCAGCAAGCUGGAGAAGCUCGUCGUCAACAUCGAGUCGAAACUUCAGGUCCUAACUGAGGAGAAGGAGAAAUCCCGACAAGCCAUCUCUUCCAUGUCCAAGGCGCCACCUCCAGGCCUGGAGUACGAGGAGCAACAGUACCGCUACACGCUGCGAGGCGUGGCCACACGACCGGACACAACUUACGUGCUCCUUCCCAACACUUUGGACGCUGAUGUGGAACUCAUCGAAGACGAGCACACGCCUGCAGGCUGGAGGUGGUGGAGGGUGGAGUACAAAGCCGAUGGAUCUUCAGAUUCCUCCCCUACUGUUACCAAGACACUGGCCAGCGACUUCGACGUCUUACGCGCAGUCGAGCUAGAGCACAGUUCAGCUUUACUCGUGUACGCAAGCGAUGCUGCAAUGAACGACCGGCAAACCGAGCAUGGACUUCCAGAGGCUCUGCGCAAAUUCAUAGCAAACGACAACGCCCUCUUCGACGCCGAACUUCAACGCGCCAAGGACGGCGGCGGAGGUAACGACACUUCCAACUACGGCGUCACCCACAUCGACCUCACCGACGCUCCACGCCAAAGCAUUGAACGCAGCAGCAUGGACUCCACUCGCGUCGAGGGCAGUUUCAAUGGUUCAGAUCGCGGUGAUCCGCCGGAUUAUUAUAAAGGGCCGCCGGACUUUGGAUUGGGGCCGAAUCUUGACAAGAGGGGGGAUGCGAUGGAGGAGGAUGAGGCGCCGGUGGUGGAGAUACGGUUGGAUGAUGAGGGGGAGGGGCAGGGGAGUGAGAUGGUGGAGAGGGGAAACGGGGGUUUGAUGGGUGGGAUGGAGAGAGGUGAGGGUGGGCAGGAUGAUGGUGUUGGUGGGAGGGGUGGAUGA
Saxophila tyrrhenica is the source of this 2613-nucleotide messenger RNA. RefSeq lists its product as uncharacterized. The coding region runs from base 1 to 2613 and encodes 870 amino acids. Gene Ontology annotation, biological process: protein deubiquitination. Gene Ontology annotation, cellular component: cytosol; nucleus. The record is from RefSeq and is a predicted model, not a curated record. The transcript has a single exon. NCBI's taxonomy places the organism in Eukaryota, Fungi, Ascomycota, Dothideomycetes, Mycosphaerellales, Extremaceae.